Messenger RNA from Rhinolophus ferrumequinum (greater horseshoe bat), 1017 nucleotides. Its product is annotated as putative gustatory receptor clone PTE01. The record is from RefSeq and is a predicted model, not a curated record. Gene Ontology annotation, molecular function: olfactory receptor activity; G protein-coupled receptor activity. Gene Ontology annotation, cellular component: membrane. The transcript has a single exon. NCBI's taxonomy places the organism in Eukaryota, Metazoa, Chordata, Mammalia, Chiroptera, Rhinolophidae. The coding region runs from base 160 to 1017 and encodes 285 amino acids. Gene Ontology annotation, biological process: G protein-coupled receptor signaling pathway.
AUUUAUUUAUUUCCUUUUUUCCAACCCUCUUUUUUUCCCCCCAAAAGGUGUCCAAGCUACAUAGAACCUCAAAACCUAACACGUGUCUCAGAAUUCUUCCUCCUGGGGUUCUCAGAUGAUCCAGAACUGCAGCCUUUGUUCUUUGGGCUCUUCCUGUCCAUGUACCUGGUUGCCGUAUUGGGGAACCUGCUCAUCGUCCUGGCCGUCAGCUCAGACUCCCACCUGCACACGCCCAUGUACUUCUUCCUCUCCCACCUGUCCUUGGCUGACAUUUGUUUUAUCUCUACCACUGUCCCGAAGAUGAUAGUGGACAUCCAAACUCACAGCAGAGUCAUCUCCCAUGGGGACUGCCUGACUCAGAUGUCUUUUUUGAUCCUUUUUGGAUGUAUGGAUGGUAUGCUUCUGACUGCAAUGGCCUAUGACCGGUUUGUAGCCAUCUGUCACCCUCUGCACUACCCAGUCAUCAUGAACCCUCGUCUCUGCUGCUUCUUAGUUUUGGUGUCAUUUUUCAUCAGCCUUUUGGAUUCCCAGAUGCACAAUUUGAUUGUGUUACAACUUACCUGCUUCAAGGAUGUAAAAAUUUUUAAUUUCUUCUGUGACCCUUCUCAGCUCCUUCGUCUUGCCUGCUCUGACACCCUCACCAAUAACAUAGUCAUGUAUUUUGUUGGUGCCAUCUCUGGUUUUCUCCCCAUCUCAGGGAUCUUUUUCUCUUACUAUAAAAUCGUUUCCUCCAUUCUGAGAGUCCCAUCAUCUGGUGGGAAGUAUAGAGCCUUCUCCACCUGUGGCUCUCACCUGUCAGUUGUUUGCUUAUUUUACGGAACAGGUAUUGGAGUGUACCUUGGGUCAACACUGCUGCCUUCCCCCAGGAAGGAUGUGGUGGCCUCGAUCAUGUAUGCCAUAGUCAGCCCCAUGUUGAACCCCUUCAUUUACAGCCUGAGGAACAGGGACAUCAAGAGGGCCCUAUGGAGAGAGAAAUGGAGGUGCUGUUAUGUUUGUGUAUACAAAGGGAUGCGGUGA